GAAGCCUGAGCUCAUCGGCAGGUGGUCUAAUUUCUAAUUUCUAAUUGAGCUGACCACGCAAGCCUAAUUACAUAAUUGGGCAAUCGCAGCGAUUGAGCCAUCACCAAAAUGCUACUUAAGUGGGGAGAACCCAAAAUUAAGGCCGAGACUUCAAGGAACCAUGCCAGAGGUCAAAGUGGACAGUCUGGAGUUCUUCAAGAGCCACUGGACCGCCUGGCGAUACCUGGGCGUGGCUCAGCUGCGGGUCGAGAACUGGAGAAACCUAUACGUGAUGUACAGCAUCCUGUCGAAUCUGCUCGUGACCCUGUGCUACCCCGUGCACCUGGGCAUGUCGCUCUUUCGCAAUCGCACCCUCACCGAGGACAUCCUCAACCUGACCACCUUCGCCACCUGCACAGCCUGCUCGGUGAAGUGCCUGCUCUACGCCUACAACAUCCGCGAAGUGCUCGAGAUGGAGCGGCUGCUGAGGCUCUUGGAUGAGCGUGUCGCCGGUCCGGUGCAGCGUGGCAUCUACGGCCAGGUGAGGGUGCAGCUGCGGAAUGUGCUGUACAUCUUCAUCGGCAUCUACAUGCCGUGCGCCCUGUUCGCCGAGCUGUCCUUCCUGUUCAAGGAGGAGCGCGGUCUGAUGUACCCCGCCUGGUUUCCCUUCGACUGGCUACAGUCCACCAGGAACUAUUACAUUGCGAACGCCUACCAAAUAGUGGGCAUCUCGUUCCAGCUGCUCCAGAACUAUGUGAGCGACUGCUUUCCGGCGGUGGUGCUGUGCCUGAUCUCAGCCCACAUCAAGAUGCUGUACCAGAGAUUCGAGCAGGUGGGGCGGGAUCCAGCCAGGUGUGCGGAGAGGGACCUGGAGGCCUGCAUCACCGAUCACAAGCAUCUUCUAGAGCUUUUCCGCCGUGUGGAGGCCUUCAUUUCGCUGCCCAUGCUGAUUCAGUUCACAGUGACCGCCCUGAAUGUGUGCAUCGGCAUAGCCGCCUUGGUGUUCUUCGUCAGCGAGCCCAUGUCGCGGAUGUACUUCAUCUUCUACUCCCUGGCCAUGCCGCUGCAGAUCUUCCCCUCCUGCUACUUCGGCACCGACAACGAGUACUGGUUCGGGCGGCUCCACUACGCGGCCUUCAGUUGCCAUUGGCACUCGCAGAACAGGAGCUUCAAGCGCAAAAUGAUGCUGUUCGUGGAGCAAUCGCUGAAGAAGAGCACCGCGGUGGCCGGCGGAAUGAUGAGAGUCCACCUGGACACGUUCUUCUCCACCCUCAAGGGGGCCUACUCACUGUUCACCAUCAUUAUUCGCAUGAGAAAGUAA
Molecule: messenger RNA, 1300 nt
Organism: Drosophila teissieri
Lineage: Eukaryota; Metazoa; Arthropoda; Insecta; Diptera; Drosophilidae
Gene: Or59a
Product: odorant receptor 59a
Exons: 2
Coding region: 161-1300 (379 amino acids)
Biological process (GO): detection of chemical stimulus involved in sensory perception of smell; sensory perception of smell
Cellular component (GO): plasma membrane
Molecular function (GO): odorant binding; olfactory receptor activity
Source: RefSeq, a predicted model, not a curated record